AAAAUCUCCUUCGUUUUCCCUGAAAGCAGCCACGGCUGGUCUGAAAGUCAUCGCGUGGCGCCGCGUUUGCUCACGAGCUGCGUGGCGAUGCUCAAACGCCACAUGUGUUGUUUUUCCAGUGACAGCGCGCCCCUGCCACUCUGCUUUUACAGCGGUUCCCAUCUCUGCGCGGCCGGCAGCAUGUACCUGCGGCGUGUUUUCCGUGCCCCGUGCUGGUGGGGUGCCGGCAUCCCCCAGCCCGUGCCAUGUGCGGCGCUGGGGUUGGUCCGGGGCAGGUGUUCCAGAUCGUGCCUGUAUAAAGCGGUAAUCUUUGACGUAACCGGAGUGCUUCUGCCUGCCCCUUACAAGGUAGCUGCAGACUGGGAGGUCCGGAAUUGUAUUCCAGCUGGCACUGUCCAACAAGCUGUACUCACUGGAGGGGAAAAUAGGCCCUCUCUGAAGUACACCAGAGGAGAGCUGACGACUGUGGAGUUUUUGCAGGAAUUUGGACAGCAGUGCUUUGAGAUUGCAAAUGUCGCUGUUCCAGUGGAUUCCUUUCUCUUGGACUUAAUCAGAAAGGAGAUGAUAAAACAGCUCCCUAUAAUGGCAGAAGCAGUACGGUGUAUCCGUGCAGAAGGUCUUAAGACAGCUGUUCUAAGCAACAACUUCUGUCUGCUGAACGGACAGAGCUUUCUGCCCCUAGACCGAAAGCAGUUUGAUGUGAUAGUUGAAUCUUGCCGCGAAGGAAUGUACGAGCCAGACCCUCGUAUCUACAAGCUCUGCUUGGAGCGCUUGGGAGUUCAGCCCCAGGAAUCCAUCUUCCUCGAUGACGUCAGCCAGAACCUCAAGGCAGCAGCUCAGCUUGGCAUUAAAACAGUGAAGGUUGAUGAUACAGAAGUAGCUCUCAAAGAGCUGGAAACCUAUCUGGGUUUUCCUUUGCAAGGGUUUGUUCCGUAUACUCGUUCAGUGAGACCAACCAUGGAGAUCCAAAAAAAUCAUCUCCAAAAGUACCUUGAAAAUGUCCUCAGUGGCCAGGCAACAGGUCCAUUGAUGUUACGGCAGUUUGGCCACAGACAGCCUGCUCUGACCUACUAUGUCAAGUUUGGAGAUCGCUCGCUAGUGCUGAAGAAAGAGUCCUCUGACGAUGUGCUUCCCUCAGGCCCUGCUGUUGCAAGGGAGUACAGGGUGCUGAAGGCUCUCUCUGAGGCCGGUGUUCCUGUUCCCACUGUACUUGCUCUCUGUGAGGACAGAAGCACCCUUGGCACACCUUUCUACCUGAUGGAGCACUGUGCUGGCCAAGUCUACAGGGACAUCUCCCUCCCCGGGCUGCAGCCUAGCCAGCGGAGGGCUACUUAUGCUGCCAUGUGUCAGGUCCUCUCCAAGAUCCACAGCGUAGACCUCAGAGCAGCCAAGCUGGAGGACUAUGGGGAGCAUGGUAAUUACAUUCAGUGGCAAGUUCAGACCUGGACAAAACAGUAUCGAGCUAUGGAAACUCAUGUUAUCCCAGCUAUGGAGAGACUCAUUGAGUGGCUGCCUCUGCAUUUCCCUGAAUCCCAGAAGACAACAGUAGUGCAUGGUGAUUUCAGGCUGGAUAACCUGGUUUUUCAUCCAGAGAGGCCAGAAGUCCUUGCUGUCCUUGGCUGGAAGUUUUCAACUCUAGGAGAUCCCAUCUCUGAUGUGGCAAAUAACUGCAUGGCCUUCCUCCUGCCACCUCACUUUGAUACAGUGAGAGGCUUGGGGAAGAGCGAUCUGGGGCAGCUGGGAGUCCCCACAGCAGAGGAAUAUUCUCAGAUGUACUGGAGCCACAUGGGAGUGGAGCGCCCCGAGAACUGGAAUUUCUACAUGGCCUUUGUCUUUUUCCGACGGGCUGUGAUGCUGCAGGGACUCCACAAACGCUCUCUGACAGACCGUGCGAGGCCAGCCCCAAGCGAAAGCAGCCGGGAGCAUGCAGAGUUCGUGGCUGAUCUGGCAUGGGAUUUUGCUAUAAAAGAAGGAUUCCAUGUGUUUAACAGCCUUCCCACCACGAAGCCUUUCAUACGACCUUACAGUACACGGACCAGGCUUGGGCCGUUCCUCAGCAGGAGCUAUGUUACCCAGCCACAUCCUGGGGCAGUUCAUGCACCCAACAUCCCUCUGAUCAUUUCCCCUACCAGCCUGUUGGGGACAGCCCAGGGUCUUUACUGCAAGCUGGAAAGGGUCAUAGCUGUCCAGUGGGGUUGCCAGACUUCCCAGCCCAGAUGGACUCCACGUUCUCUUCUUGAAAAACCUAAGCAGGCAGAGCGUGCCAUGACCAAAGCAGCAGCUCCAGCGAUGGCUGUAUGGGCCAUGGAUCAGGCUAACCAGGUCUCUGGAGCAGAGCAUCUCAGUGGUGCUGAUCCCCAGCAUGGUGCUUUGGUUGGGCCUUGGCCCUGCGUCUGCCUGAAGGUCCCAUGUGCUUCACAGGGCAGUGCUCGCUAAACUGGAGCUGAGCUGCUAGCCGCGGCACUGGGCAGCCUCAGACAUGAGGCUAAAGCCACCGCCCUGGCAUGGGAGAGGUCGUGCUAACUGCAGCCCAGGAGCUUCUGAAUUUCAGUGGUGUUUGCUGUUAUCUGGUAUCUAGUUUCAGUGCCUUUAUUGCCAGGCUCAUUAAUGGUGGGGCAGAAUCCGUCCCUGGACCGUGAGGCUGCAGUCAUUCAACACCGGCCUUGCAAGGGGGAGAGCAGAUCAGGAAUGACAGGGUUGGGGUGCAAGCCUUGAUUUUGGGGGUAAAGAGAAUAGAGCAAGGCAUCUCUUCUCACUCAGCACAACACUUCUUGCCACCUGCAGCCGCUAAAAAGGCUCUAGCCAGCGGCAGGAGGAGUCGAAUCAGGCCAUCGAGGGCUCUGGCUUCAGGGGAGACUCUGAAGCUGAGGCAGUGCCUAACUCCCUGGGGCUGGAAAGAACUCGGAAGACCCCAUGGCCCCAUGACUGCAGUGGAUAUGUCUGGGUUUUGUUGGGGACCAGGGACAAUGUGGCCCAGAUCAACAGAGGCUUUCAGUGCUUCACAGAGACCAGCAGCAGAAACAGAAUCAUGGGCAUGAUUGUCGUAAUUCCUAGGCUCUUUAUUUGUAAUCUGGUAUUAACUCACUAUUAAA
Struthio camelus australis is the source of this 3092-nucleotide messenger RNA. NCBI's taxonomy places the organism in Eukaryota, Metazoa, Chordata, Aves, Struthioniformes, Struthionidae. The record is from RefSeq and is a predicted model, not a curated record.